CGGUCCGGUCCGGUUAAAAGGGUCGGAGUGGGCCUGGGAACCCAUCUCUCGGGUGGAGUCUUCAGACAGCUUGUUCGGCGGGUCGCAGGAAUCCUCUCUUCACUUCAGUCAUGGCCUGUGGUCUGGUCGCCAGCAACCUGAAUCUCAAACCUGGGGAGUGCCUCAGAGUCCGGGGCGAGGUGGCCCCCGAAGCCAAGAGCUUUGUGCUGAACCUGGGGAAAGACAGCAGCAACCUGUGCCUGCACUUCAACCCCCGCUUCAACGCCCACGGGGACUCCAACACCAUUGUGUGCAACAGCAAGGACGGUGGAGCCUGGGGGACCGAACACAGGGAGCCUGCCUUCCCCUUCCAGCCUGGGAGCGUCGUGGAGGUCUGCAUCACCUUUGACCAGGCUGACCUGACCAUCAAGCUGCCGGAUGGGCACGAGUUCAAGUUCCCCAACCGCCUCGGCCUGGAGGCCAUCAACUACAUGGCUGCCGAUGGCGACUUCAAGAUCAAGUGUGUGGCCUUCGAAUAAAGCCAGCCAUCCCAUAGCCCUCAAUAAAGGCAGCUGCCUCUGCUCCCCUUAACCCCG
Messenger RNA from Psammomys obesus (fat sand rat), 575 nucleotides. RefSeq names its product galectin 1 (gene Lgals1). Gene Ontology annotation, molecular function: laminin binding; carbohydrate binding. The transcript has 4 exons. NCBI's taxonomy places the organism in Eukaryota, Metazoa, Chordata, Mammalia, Rodentia, Muridae. Bases 111 to 518 code for a protein of 135 amino acids. The record is from RefSeq and is a predicted model, not a curated record.